This is a messenger RNA of Phyllostomus discolor (pale spear-nosed bat), 1365 nucleotides long. It is a transcript of the gene UCK1, whose product is annotated as uridine-cytidine kinase 1. The transcript has 7 exons. Bases 126 to 959 code for a protein of 277 amino acids. Gene Ontology annotation, molecular function: ATP binding; kinase activity. Gene Ontology annotation, cellular component: cytoplasm; cytosol. Lineage: Eukaryota; Metazoa; Chordata; Mammalia; Chiroptera; Phyllostomidae. The record is from RefSeq and is a predicted model, not a curated record.
CCGCGCGCACCGGCCGGGCAGCGGAGCUCUCCGGACGCGUCUCCGACCUCGGGGAGGGGGUCGGGCCGGCUGGGUUCACGGGGCAACGGCAGUCAGGAACCCUAUGCGGACAAGCGGGGCCGGAGAUGGCUUCGGCUGGAGGCGGCGACUGCGGGGGCGCCGCGCCCGAGGCGGACCGGCCUCACCAGCGGCCCUUCCUGAUCGGGGUGAGCGGCGGGACCGCCAGCGGCAAGUCCACUGUGUGUGAGAAGAUCAUGGAGCUGCUGGGGCAGAACGAAGUGGACCACCGGCAGCGCAAGCUGGUCAUCUUGAGCCAGGACAGGUUCUACAAGGUGCUGACAGCCGAGCAGAAGGCCAAGGCCUUGAAGGGGCAGUUUAACUUCGACCACCCAGAUGCUUUUGAUAACGACCUGAUGCACCGGACUCUGAAGAACAUCGUGGAGGGCAAAACCGUCGAGGUCCCCACCUACGAUUUUGUGACCCACUCGAGGCUGCCCGAGACCACGGUGGUCUACCCUGCGGACGUGGUCCUGUUCGAGGGCAUCCUGGUCUUCUACAGCCAGGAGAUCCGGGACAUGUUCCACCUGCGGCUCUUCGUGGACACUGACUCCGAUGUCAGGCUGUCGCGCAGAGUUCUCCGGGACGUGAGCCGUGGGAGGGACCUGGAGCAGAUCCUGACCCAGUAUACCACCUUCGUCAAGCCUGCCUUCGAGGAGUUCUGCCUGCCGACGAAGAAGUACGCCGACGUGAUCAUCCCUCGCGGGGUCGACAACAUGGUCGCCAUCAACCUGAUCGUGCAGCACAUCCAGGACAUCCUGAACGGGGACAUCUGCAAGUGGCAGCGCGGAGGGGCCAACGGGCGGAGCUGCAAGAGGGCACUCCCCGAGCCAGGAGACCACCCCCGGGUGCUGGCAGCCGGCAAGCGCUCACACCUGGAGCCCAGCAGCAGGCCGCACUGAGCUGCGCCGCACGGCCUCGGGUGGGGCCCCUGGAGCUGCCCACCCGCCCCCAGACACACCCACUGCUUCCCUGGGGUCUGGGACGGCCGAGGGGGAGGGUCAGGGGGUCCCCGGUGAUGGGGACACCUGGACACAUGUCCCAGCUCAGCUUGGUGGGAAAUGGCAGUGUUUGUGCCGAGUCCUCCCUGUGCGGGGAGGGUGCGUGUCCGGCUGCUGAGUGGUGCCACAGAGAGUGACAACACUGGCGUGUCUGGCGGGUGGGGGGGGGUGGCAGCUGGCAUGCACGGGCUGUGGUGUUGGGACAGCGAUCUCCCAGCGGGCGGCUUUUUCUAGUACGAUCUGGUUCUCACACGUGUACCGCUGAAAGUUUGAAGACAUAAAACUCCCCCUUUUUAUGUGUUCUGUA